Molecule: messenger RNA, 657 nt
Organism: Emiliania huxleyi CCMP1516
Lineage: Eukaryota; Haptophyta; Isochrysidales; Noelaerhabdaceae
Exons: 1
Source: RefSeq, a predicted model, not a curated record
CCGCGGCCGAGCGACUGGGACGACAUGAUUCAGCAACCAGGCCCACUCACCGUCAAGGAGGACGCCGUCGAGCCAGCCGAGGACCUUCGCGCCUUUGUGGAGGCCAAGGCGGAGCCGCCCAUCUACAUCGGCUGGGGCUCGAUGGUGUGUCGCUCCGCCACCUUCAUGACCGAGCUCGCCUGCCGUGCCAUCUGGCUGGCAAAUGCGCGCGGUGUCGUGCUCGGCGGUUGGGCGAAGCUGAGCGUAGAUGCGCUGGACCGCAGUAAGGCGGACUUCGCGAAUCUGAAGGCGUACGUCGACGCGAAUGUCUUCUUUGUGCCGCCCGCCGCGGCGUGCCCCCACGAGUGGCUCUUCCGUCGCUGCAAGCUGACGGUCCACCAUGGGGGCGCCGGCACCAUGGUCGCCGCUGUGCGCGCGGGCCGCCCUACCAUCAUCACUCCGGUCGCCUUUGAUCAGCACGUUCACGCGAGGUGGGUGUCCCGGAUCGGCUGCGGCAGAGGCACCAGCGCGCUGGGGCGCGUCACUCCCAAGGAGCUCCUGGGCGCAAUCAAGAAGUGCAACUCCACCGAAAUGGUGGAGACCGCGAAGAGGAUCGGGGAACUCGUCCGAUCGGAGAACGGCGUGGAGUCCAGCGUCAAGAUGAUCGGCAGCUACUUG